CCAAAGUUCACAAUGAAAAUGGCUGCUAUGGGCGACGGCGAGAGAAAACAAGCGGGAGAGGAUGCAGAGAGCUCAGAGAGGAGUGGCAAUGAAGAGGAAAAUGAGGACCUGUCAUGUGAAGAGGAGGAAGAAGGAAGUGCCGGGAAGGUCGAAGCCGGUUCGUUGAAGCUCCGCGUUGCCGUGAGCUCGGCCCAGACCAAGAAGAAGAAACACAAGCACCGCAGCAAACACAAGCGACAGAAGCACGUCUCCCCAGAGGUCAAGGAGCGGCGCCACGGGCACCGGCACAAGCACAAGAGGCACAAGCGUAAAGACAACCCCUCAACCGAUGUCUUCUCAAACUGUGGCGAUGACGACGCUUCCCUGUACUCCUCCUCUGCCAAGCACCCAAGACUGGAAGAUGAUGAGAUGGCACUUCUGGAGGAGCUGGAGAAACAGAGGGCCCUGAUCCAAGCCGAGCUAGACGGUGAACUGACUGAGGGGGGCAGGGGGGUACAAUCGGACAUGGGGCUCAUACUCCAGGGCUACCACUCUGAAGAGGAGGAGGAUGGGGAGCUUCAGGUGGAGAGGGAGCACAAUGGGCAGCACUGGUGUAUAGCGGCAACAGGUCCCGGGUCCGGCUCAGGCUCACAGACCGCUAAGGACACCUGUAGAGGACGGCGAGAGUCGACAGAUGCCGGAAAAGCUAAGCAGAGCAAUCCCAAUAAAAAUGCCAGGAAGAGCAGGACAGACGGGAAGACCAAGGAUCGGAUGAGAGGACGGAGCACUUCCAGGGAUAGAGACGGCAGAAGACAUUCCAGGAGUUCAGUGUGCUUUAGGUCUCCUCCUGGCACCAGCAAGCAGCCUUCCCCACCGGCUCAGAGCAGAGGAGCCCAAAACCAGGAGCCCAGCGGCAGCAACCACAAGUCACCCGAGCACUACAAGGCCGGGUGGCCAGAUAAGGAAGGGGACAAGGACAAGAAGGCGACCAAGUCCCCCGCCAAGGACGCUUCCUCUGGGAAGGAGAACCGCUCUCCAGGCCUGCGAGGGAGGCCGCCAGGCCCCGUCCUCCAGCAGCAGCACAGCACGUCCCCAUCACAAUGUCAGAACUCCCUGGACUCAUCCUCAGGCCCCCAGGCAGCUGAGCGAAGGGCCAUGUCACCGUCACCACCCAGAGGGGGUCACCCACGCUCCCCGGAGAGUCGAAGGAGAGUGAUUGACCGACUGAGACUUCCACCUGGCAGGAUGUGGAGCCAGGAAGAGGCAGGGGUCUGUAGGGACACGGCCCUAGAUGCCCGGCGACGGUUCAGCCGCUCACCUUUCAGGCGGAGAUCGCGCUCUCCCAGGAGAUGCAGCAGGUCACCAUUCAGGAGGAGGUCGUUGGAUCGGUUGGGACGGAGGCUGCGGUGGCGUUCCAGAUCCCAGGAGAGGAGAUGGAGCCGGGACAGAGAGGACAAGUUCAAAGGCAGCCUCUCAGAGGGAAUGAGGGUCGACAAGGAGGACUCUGAAGAUGAAGUGCUGGAAGAUUACGAUGUGGAUGAGGAGGACGAGGAGGCUCUCAUUGAACAGAGGAGGCUACAGCGCCUGGCCAUCGUCCAGAAGUACAAGGGAGGGAACGAGGGUAGUAACAUGUCGGCACCAUCGGAGCCCGGCAGCCCCCAGAGCAGCCCACGCAGCCGCUCGCCGUCGCCAGACGACAUCUUGGAGCGCGUGGCGGCCGAUGUCAAAGAGUAUGAGCGGGAAAACGUGGACACCUUCGAAGAAAACAUCAAGGCAAAGCACAACCUCAUCGAACAGGAAAAAGACGAAGGAACCAACCAGAAAAAAACAUCCGCCCCUGAUAUGUUCACUGAAUCGGAUGACAUGUUCGCCGCCUACGAUAGUGCAAGGCUUCGAGCAGCAGGCAUUGGGAAGGACUUCAAGGAGAACCCCAACCUCCGAGACAACUGGACAGACGCAGAGGGAUACUACCGACUAAAUAUCGGGGAGAUACUGGACAAGCGGUACAGCGUGUACGGCUACACGGGCCAGGGGGUGUUCAGCAACGUCAUCCGCGCCCGAGACGUGGCUCGCGCCAGCCAUGAGGUGGCCAUCAAGAUCAUUCGGAACAACGAGCUCAUGCAGAAGACUGGGCUGAAGGAGCUGGAGUUCCUUAAGAAGCUCAACAAUGCUGACCUGGACGACAAGUUCCACUGUCUGCGGCUCUUCCGACACUUCUACCACAAGCAGCACCUCUGUCUGGUCUUCGAGCCUCUCAGUAUGAACCUUCGCGAGGUACUGAAGAAGUAUGGCAAAGACGUGGGCCUCCACAUCAAGGCGGUGCGCUCUUACAGCCAGCAGCUCUUUCUGGCCCUGAAGCUGCUGAAACGCUGCCACAUCCUGCACGCCGAUAUCAAACCUGACAACAUCCUGGUCAACGAGUCGAAAACCAUCCUCAAGCUCUGUGACUUUGGUUCAGCGUCGCACGUGGCAGAGAAUGACUUCACGCCCUACUUGGUCAGCCGGUUCUACAGGGCGCCGGAGAUUAUCAUCGGGAAGCCUUACGACUAUGGGAUCGACAUGUGGUCCGUUGGCUGCACUCUGUAUGAGCUGUACACGGGCAAGAUACUUUUCCCAGGGAAAACCAACAACCACAUGAUUAAGCUCGCCAUGGACAUCAAGGGCAAGAUGCCCAACAAGAUGAUCAGGAAAGGCGUGUUCAAGGACCAGCACUUUGACCAGAACCUCAACUUCCUGUACACAGAAGUAGACAAAGUCACUGAAAGGGAGAAGGUGACAGUGAUGAGCACCAUCAACCCCACCAAGGAGCUGCUGGCUGACAUGGUGGGCUGCCAGCGUCUCCCUGAAGACCAGCGCAAGAAGGUUGCCCAGCUCAAGGACCUGCUGGACCUGACCCUUAUGCUGGACCCGGCCAAGAGGAUCAGCAUCAACCAGGCCCUGCAGCACCCCUACAUCCAGGAGAAGAUCUUCUGAGCAUCUCUUACUGUGCCACUCACAGUCAUGCAUUGAUUGAUUGACACAUCCAGAAGCUAGUACUGAGUCCCUAGUUUGACUAUGGUUGGACCCCACCCCAGCCCAAGAAAUGGCUUUAUUUGAGCUGGCAGACUCUGCUGAUGGAGAGGAAGUAGUAUGAUCUUUCUUCCCCUGUUUGAACACACAUGCUCUCCUGUUGUACAUUGAUCUAAGGACUUGUAUUAUAUAACCAUAGUAGGGGUGUGAACGUUUAUAUGUUUAAUCGAAAUUGAAUCCUUAACAUUAAGGGAAAAAUGAAACUGCGUUUUCCCAGUGCAGUUAUCACAAAACUACCACUAACAGGUCCUGAUCAUCAUAAAGGGAAUAGGCCUACCUAACACAACAAUCCUGUAACGUUAGUAAGAGGGGUCAUCGUCGUUAACAGUUUGAAAAAGAAGUGCUUAUUACAGUCGGUAUGCAUCUGUUUUCAAUGGACUAUUUGAGUUGUGAAGUCAUUUGUUAAAUGAAGAACUGCAAACGCCAUUUGAGCCUCGACUCACGCUACUGAAACAAGUGCAUCUUUCUCAUAAAUUUUACAGUUUUACUCCCCAUUUCAACAGGGUGUUAUUCCUUUCAUAAUGGUAGUUGAGACAUAUAGUUAACAGCAUUAGAAAGCUAAAAUGAUUCCCUUUUUAACCAACCUGUAUUUAAUGGGAUUUCCUUUGCCCUGUGUUUUAUUUGUGAGCUUAGACUUGGUGGCAGGCUUUUGUUAAUCAUGAAAUAAAGUAGGCCCCUAGACUAUUGAAUACACAAUUUGCCUUCAUCAAAAUGUUUUUGUUUCAUAUUUUAUUAUGGAACCUGCCUAGGUUUAGGUGGGGUUGUAACCUAUUCUAAAUGGAACACUGCAGCAGUUCACAAAAAAAGCCUAAAAUAGCACUGCAGUUAUUCCAAAUCUGCAGCGCGUAGCUGGAACACAUUUCCCUACGUUAAUCAACCAGUCCAUUUUGAAUUUGUGAUAACGCUGUCGUGAUUCGGCAAGGAACGUAGUUUGUCUACAGUUUUGUUUGUGUAUCCCAUCAGUUCGAUACAUUUUUAUAGACAUUAAUACUAUGAAAUUGUGAAAAUGAUGAUAAUGCCCUUUUAGUGUAAGAGCUGAAAUUUCAACCUGUUUUGGUGAGAUGAAGUUUUGGCCUGUCUGGUGACAUCACUGGGCGGGAAAUUAGUUAAGACCAAUAAGAAAGAGUUCCAAACCUCUCUACCAAUAACGGUUCAUUUUCAGUUUUCCCUUCCCCACUAAGACCACUCCCAGACAGUCCUAGUAAAAUUCUUGCUUGUGAAAUUGCUGUUAGCUAAGAAGCUAUUUUUGUUUAUUUUUGACCAUUUUAAUUGAAAACAUUCACGGUAAGGCCUAAUGGGAGCUUGGGUGCGCAGCGUGCAUGUGUGUAGAGGGAGCAGUCAGAUCGUAAUUUCACCUGUGGAAGCCUAUUCCAGAUGCCACCUACUGUAAACCCACGGUAGAACUUCAUUUCCCCCUAGCAGUCAUACCAUGCAAUAUGAUUUGACAUGGAUUGUUCUUGUCGUUUUAAUGGGGGGAAAACUUCUUUUUUUUUGAAUGGCAGUUUGAACAUUAAGAAACAUUUUCCAUUUGUCACAUCCGUAAACCAUAGUAGGGCUCCAAGCAGAAUGCCUGCUUUACAACAUAUUUUCCAUCUCCGCCUACCUGCAAGUCAGAUAAACAGCUUAUAAUGACGCGUAACUAUCUCAUGGACAGUAAGGCACUCAUAAAGAGUUUGAGAUUCAUCCACUUGGAUUUUCAGUUUUUGAUUGGCCCCUUACAGGUGACUGAAGGUGGAUGAUACUGUAGCUGUAAAAACAUAAUUCCGAUUGUUGGGGUUUACUGUCAUUCAUGAGUUGCCAAGGCUGUGACGAGCAGGGAGGGGGUCCAGAUAAUGAUCACAGUUAUUUAACUUGGGAUUUGUUUGAUUGGUCGCAGCCCAAUUGGUCGCAACCCAAUUGGUCGUAACCCAAUUGGUCGCAACCCAAUUGUUCGUAACCCAAUGCCCUAAACCUUUUGAAUGGGAUGUUUGUACAGUCUGUAGACGGUGAAGUCUUGCAGACUUGGAAGCUCCUUUGACUUACUAUUAUUCUGUGCGGUUUAUUACCUGUCAAGCCCUGUGUUGUGUUGUGGUGCAGGGCCAGUGUAAAUGCUAUGUAUAUCUACGUCUCCCCCAGGUAUUGAAAACCCAGAGUGCUCCCCCACCCACCCUGGUGUUUGUGCAGGCCCUGGUCCGCAUGCCCGUUCUGCCGCUGCCUGUAGGUCUGUCAGUGCUGAAAACCCAAACGGUUGGGGGUCCUUGGGUCCUACUUGAGCCCACCUGCCACCUCAUGUUUAAAGCAGAUUGUAUACCACUUUCAGUACAUUGAAGGUAAGCUAUCCCCCCUCUUCCAAAAAACAAAAGCCAUCAACUUCACCUGGUUAUUACCUCGUAUGUUUAUUUAUUUUUAAAAUAUAUUUUAAUAUUGUGCACAUUGUUUUAGCCAGAUGCCCCCAUAGACAUGGUUUACAUGUUGUUUAAAAAUAUGUCAAAGACAAACUGGAUAAAAGUCAACUUAAUCAAGUCACGCACCCAAAUUGUGGAGAGGAAGUUGGGGUAUGGGGGGGCUGCAUCCAACAAGCUAUGAUGGACAAGAGCACCUUCAGUGUACUUAUCUUAUUAAUGGAACAGCUCAGAAUUUCUUGCUCUCCUGUAACGAAUACCUUUUUGUUUUUCAUGUGUUCCCUUGAUACAAUGUUAGAAACUGCAUGUGAGGAUAGCAGUCUUGCUAUGUAUUCAAACUCAUGUGUUGCAAUUAUUUUAGGCAUGUUUCUCUAAAAAAAGAAGGAUAUUUAAGUGUUUUGUUUCCUUCUAUUUCAUGUUUUGUAUGACCAUGUUGUCUUUUGAUACAGGGAUAUUUCUUCUCUGAGCUUUGAGUCUGCUUGUUUUUUUAUUUUUAUUUUACCUUUAUUUAACCAGGCAAGUCAGUUAAGAACACAUUCUUAUUUUCAAUGGCGGCCUGGGAACAGCGGGUUAACUGCCUGUUCAGGGGCAGAACAACAGAUUUGUACCUUGUCAGCUCGGGGGUUUGAACUCGCAACCUUCCGGUUACUAGUCCAACGCUCUAACCACUAGGCUACGCUGCCUCUACUUUAUUUUGUGUUAUAUAUUUUAAUGUUCUAAUAGGAGCAAAACAGAAAUAAAAGAGUCCACGCGUGUUGCUGAUGGAGAA
Molecule: messenger RNA, 6198 nt
Organism: Oncorhynchus gorbuscha (pink salmon)
Lineage: Eukaryota; Metazoa; Chordata; Actinopteri; Salmoniformes; Salmonidae
Product: serine/threonine-protein kinase PRP4 homolog
Exons: 15
Coding region: 13-2952 (979 amino acids)
Biological process (GO): peptidyl-serine phosphorylation; mRNA cis splicing, via spliceosome; peptidyl-threonine phosphorylation
Molecular function (GO): protein serine/threonine kinase activity; ATP binding
Source: RefSeq, a predicted model, not a curated record